Messenger RNA from Molossus molossus (Pallas's mastiff bat), 4274 nucleotides. RefSeq names its product zinc finger protein 70 (gene ZNF70). Gene Ontology annotation, cellular component: nucleus. The coding region runs from base 63 to 1409 and encodes 448 amino acids. The record is from RefSeq and is a predicted model, not a curated record. NCBI's taxonomy places the organism in Eukaryota, Metazoa, Chordata, Mammalia, Chiroptera, Molossidae. The transcript has a single exon.
UGUGUCCCAAAGAAGAACAUCUUUCAAGAAAUAGAGUCAUUGGGGGUGAUAUUAGAUCCACAAUGGAGGUUCCCCCAGCAUCCAAGCUUGGUGAGACCUUUGUGUUUGAAGAUGGGUUAGAGAUGCAGCAAGAACUUUUCCCAGAGGAGGACCUAGGGGAAUCAUUCCUUCAGGAAAGAGGUUUAGAGCAAAUGGCUGUUAUCUAUAAAGAGAUCCCUCUUGGGGAGCCAAGUGAGGAACAUGAUGAUUAUGAGGGGAAUUUCAGUCUGUGCUCAAGCCCUGUUCAGCAUCAGAGUAUCCCCCAAGUAAACAAACCCCAGAAUGAUGAAAUAUUCGGCCAAACCUUCCUCCAGAAAUCAGACCUUAGUAUGUGUCAGUUAAUCCAUGGUGGAGAAGAACCCAGUAAACCUGACAAUGAGCUAGUGGGCAGGGGGGACUCGGGACCGAAUGAAACUCACAGAACUGCACAACCACCAAAACCCUAUGCGUGUCGGGAAUGUGGGAAGGCCUUCAGCCAGAGCUCACACCUUCUCAGACACCUGGUGAUCCACACUGGGGAGAAGCCCUACGAGUGCUGUGAGUGUGGGAAGGCCUUCAGCCAGAGCUCACACCUUCUCAGACAUCAGAUUAUCCACACUGGGGAGAAGCCCUAUGAAUGCCCAGAAUGUGGAAAAGCCUUUCGCCAGAGCUCAGCCCUUACACAACAUCAGAAAACUCACAGUGGGAAGAGACCCUAUGAAUGUAGGGAAUGCGGGAAAGAUUUCAGUCGGAGCUCAAGUCUCAGAAAACACGAGAGAAUUCAUACUGGAGAGAAACCUUAUCAGUGUAAGGAAUGUGGGAAAUCCUUCAACCAGAGUUCAGGCCUGAGCCAGCAUCGGAAAAUCCACACCCUAAAAAAACCUCAUGAAUGUGAUCUCUGCGGGAAAGCCUUUUGUCACAGGUCCCACCUCAUUCGGCACCAGAGGAUUCACACUGGGAAGAAACCGUACAAAUGUGAAGAGUGUGGCAAGGCCUUCAGCCAGAGCUCCAACCUCAUUGAGCAUCGGAAGACCCACACCGGUGAGAAACCCUACAAAUGCCAUAAGUGUGGGAAAGCCUUCAGCCAGAGUUCCUCCCUCAUCGAGCACCAGCGGAUUCACACUGGGGAGAAGCCUUAUGAGUGCAGCCAGUGUGGGAAGGCCUUCUGCCACAGCUCUGCAUUGAUUCAGCACCAGAGAAUCCACACUGGGAAGAAACCCUACACAUGCAACGAGUGUGGCAAAGCCUUUAGGCACAGGUCAGCCCUUAUCGAACACUAUAAAACCCACACCAGAGAGAAACCCUACGAGUGUAACAAAUGUGGCAAGUCUUUCAGGGGGAGCUCACACCUUAUUCGGCAUCAGAAAAUCCAUGCUGGGGAGAAGCUCUAGAAGGAGGAGCUCACACCAAAGCUUGAAAGCCUUUCCCAGAUGGAGCCCGCACUCAAUCACUUUGUCUGCGAGGCCCCGCCCACCUUCCCAAUGAUAGUGCUGAACCUAGGUGCUCCUGAACACUCACACCAGCAGCAAGGCCCCCUUGUGGCCAGGUGCCCUGUGAGCUGCAGGUUUACUGAGCGCAAGGGAGGGUGGGGGAUAGGAAGACCGCCAGAAUGGCUGAGCACCCGAAAAGAGAGCAGGCCUUCGGUUUUCUCAUUCUCACAUUUGACUUCCAAGCCUAUGAGGUUUAGUUUUGCCCUCUAUUCCAGAAUCCAGAAGAGGAAUAAAUGUAAGAGGGAGAAAGUUGGGUUAAACCCAUGUUCUCAGGUGAGAACAUCAGGCUACAGUGUGGCACUUGUAGAAGAAAUAACCAUUCUCACAGUCCAAAUUAGCUGAAGGAAAAGGAAUCCAAAAAGUAGAUACCUCAGCCACAAAAUCGAAUCUUCUAUCUGGCUUAGGCACUUGUAGGGACAACCAAAAUAGGUCACAGAACAGAGGGAGUAUCGGGAAGGAUUAGUUCUGGGACUGCGUGAGGGUGUGAGUCCCUGGUGUGGUCUCUUAAUCCUGUUCUGCGUUAGUGUGAGGGUGUGCUCUUCCAAGGAGAGUAGAGGUUUGGUCCUGCAGGCCAGAGGACGUUUGAUUCCCAGCUCUGACUCAGCCCAUGCUGAGGCAUCAGUGCCCUCCAGGAGAACCAAGGCUCCCAAAACCACAGUGUGCCUUGGACAUCAGCAGGGCCCAUCUCUGGUCUGGCAGCUAUGCAGCCUUUCUGCCUUCCAGUGCAGGGUUGGUGAGGGUGGGGGGAUAUUGGAAGCAGGGUGAUUCAGAGGUCUGGGUUCAAGUCUCAGUUCCAUCCCUCCUACUUAUGUGACUUUGAGGAAGCCCCAAGGCUCUGUUUUCCUAUCUGUGAAAUGGAGAUAGUGAGGCCUGGCCACAUACUUCAAAGGGUUAGUGCAAGGCUCCCAUUCAGAAUGAGACCACAUAUGAAAGUGCUUUGGCAGUUGAGUGUGGAUACCCAGAGUGACCCCUGCCUCACCUGGAAACACUGUCCCUGAAACCUGGAGAGCAUCCCCAUCUGGUCCCUGAAAUGGCAGAGCUUGCAGCAGGUCCUCAUUAAGCCACACUCCCAUACUCCCUCAGGAUUGCACCCUGGGCUGGAGGUGCCCUGUGUUUGCUACACACAGAUGUCUCCUGGAGGCCAUCCUGAGCCUGCCUGUGGUGGCAGUGCAGUUCAUGUCCCUGUACUUCUCUCUGUUCUCCCCACUGCAAACUGGUGUUCAACUGGGGAUUCAUCCCAUGUGGACCAAUUCAGUGGGCAUCCCCAGAGGUGGGACUCAGUGGUGUUUUUAAGCUCCCAGGUGAUUAUAAUGUCCCAGCACUCAGCCAGGCUGUGAGCUCUGUGCUGGGCACCCAUGCAGCCCCAGCAUCUCCCAAAUGUCAGGCCUGUUUGCCCCGACUGAACAGAGCUUGAAGGUGGCCAUUGUGUCUCAGUCCCCCAAGAAUGGGCUCCAGCAGUGAGGGCAGUGGCAGGUCUGGCUAGUUGGUAAUUGUUUGUCUCAGGCCCUCAGUCCUUCAUGUGGCCAUGGGGAUCUUUAACACUAGCUUUCUCCCCUACCAGGCUCCUCAGCUAGUGUGGAGGAGGCAGUCUGAGCUAUUUUGAAGUUUUCCAAAUGUUUAUGGCUGAUUCCCUUGAACCCAUCGUGGUAAAGCUGGUUAUUUCAGCUAAUCAGAAGCUCAGCUUGGCAGUUAUGUGGUUUUGAUGAAUAAAAUGGGAGAGCCAUAAUUGUUACUAAGUGGGGCUUGUUAGGCAGAGAUUUUAAAAGGACUAGUCUGAUAGGCUGGGGAGACAACCUCUGUCAAGUCUCUCUCUUUGCUAUGUGAGUAUGUGAAAGAUUUAACCAGCACCCCAGAGUCCCCCAGAACCUGCUGCACCACAGCUGGACUGGCCUGGCAUGACCAGGUGGCACCUGGGCAUUGUUGGUAGGAGGCCUGCACCCACAGUGUUCAGUCAUUUAUCAGGAGUGAGGAGAGAAUGCUGAGACCCCUGCUUGGUGCGGGCGACAGCAGCCACCACCACCCCUAGAUCUACCUCCUUGGCACCCUUCCCUCAUUCUGCCUCAGCCCUGGCCAGGCCUGUCCCUGUCAGGCAGUCAUCUGUUUCCUUACUACCUUUGGUGUCUGCCUCCUGUACACCCUAACCAAAUUGAUUUUUUUAAAAGCAUCACUUUGCACAUCACCACUCUCCUUAAAACCAACCUUUGGGGGCUUUUUUGCACGUGAACCCCCAUUUCAGCCAAUCUGCUCCACCCCCUCUAAACAAACCACAGGGAGUUCAUGCCAGCCUCUGUCCUCAGUUCACUCCCAGCUUCUCAACUCGCUUUAUGCUGUUCUGACGUUUUGGAAUGUGCACUUUUCCUCUGCCACAACCUGUCUGCUUUAUUCCUUUUGACAGUUUAUGUAACCCAGGAUUAAAAUCCCUUUCUAAAGGGUUGACAGAUUCUCAAAUAACCAUGGGUAAGACCAGGUACUUUUCAUUUUUUGGAAGUGUGAGCAGAACCUAAUUCCUUCUGUUCAAUUUAUUUCAGUUUGAUUAUGUAUUUAAAUUCCCGUCAUUUGAUUUAGGUUCUCAGUGUAAUGUUAUAAGGGAUUGCCUUGGUAAUAGUUUCAUCCUUGAAUUUCGUUUGUUUUUGUUGUCUUACGUUUUUUUCCCUCAUGGCGGGUGUUGAGUGUUGUAAAGCUCCAACUCUUGACUUCGUUUACUUAAUUGAAUUGUUGUGUCAAAGUAUAUGUAUUCUGUUUUCGUUUUUGGCUUAAUACUUUAUG